AUGUCAGGUGAGGAUGCUGAUACCUUUCACAAAAAGAUGUGCGCGAAAAUCUACAAUACCAGUGUUGAUGCUGUCGUUAGCCUCGUUAACGAACCGUCAGUUGCUCUGUUCCGGAUCCAGGAGCAUAUUCGAAAAACCGCACCUGAAAUAGCCGAAGAGAGAAAAAAAGCGUUUGUCUGUGCGGAAAAGUUGCAGGGUGUUAACUUUGAUCUGGAGAAUUCCUUGAGUGCGAUUUCCGCCUUCCCAAAGGUCGAAUCUAAUCUAAAUACUCUCCUGAAGACGUUGGACGCCUGUAAUCUUCAUCGUCAACACAUUUUAGCAAAUCAGCAAAACAAAAAGCAGGAUGAUUUUGAGCUUGGUGUUGAUGUCGUGGCUUUAUUGGCGAACGACGUUUGA
Echinococcus granulosus is the source of this 396-nucleotide messenger RNA. RefSeq lists its product as hypothetical. The coding region runs from base 1 to 396 and encodes 131 amino acids. Lineage: Eukaryota; Metazoa; Platyhelminthes; Cestoda; Cyclophyllidea; Taeniidae. The record is from RefSeq and is a predicted model, not a curated record. The transcript is spliced from 5 exons.